AGUGAUGAAUCUAACCUAAAAUUCUGAAGUAAAGUUUGUUUGAAAAGCGGUGAAUAUUUAUACAUAUUUUUUUAAGGUGUUGUGUAAAUUGUCCAGAACACAAUGACAACAACCCUCAAGUAUGUUGGCAAAAAAACUCGUUGCCAAGGUAAAACACUAUGGGAAAUCCUUGGUAAUUUAAAGGAUUUCGGCGUUGGACGAUUAAUUGUUCGUAAUUCAUAUGCAAGAUAUAAAGAACCAUGUUUUAUGCGAGUGAUUGAAGUUAAAGCUCAACCAAAUAAAGUUCCGCCUCCAAUUAAAGUGUAUCGACCACCAAAUGAUCUCAGAGAUAACGACAGAGCUCGAGAGGUGCAUAUGAUAUGCGAAACGGUUUUUCGCGGUGUUAAAUUCGAACAACCGCAACAAAUCGAUACCGCUUCAAUUUUGCCCGACUACAGUUUGGUACCAAAGCAUUUGGAACACACAUACACCUAUUCAAAGUUAGCCAGCGAAAAACGGGAAGAAAACAUUAUACCAGCAUACAUAGAAGUUCCGCCAUUCUUAAAGUAUCUUCUUAAAAAAGAUGGUAUUGAUGACCCAAAAAUUAAUACUAUCAUAAACCAAUCGCCCGAAUCGCUAUAUCGUUUAGCCAAAGAUGGUGAACAACCAACGAAACCAUUUUCAACCGGUUUUCAAAGAGCAAACAAUUCGAAUUUGUACAAGGGCAUCCAAGAAGAUAUUUAAUUAGUGAGGAACUCGAAUUGAUUCCGAGAAUAGAUUUAGAGAUGUUUUUAUUUGAUGGCAAAAAGAGAAGAAUAAAAAAAUGCAAAAAACUCCCAUGUAAAAAAAUAAAUAAAU
Molecule: messenger RNA, 837 nt
Organism: Contarinia nasturtii (swede midge)
Lineage: Eukaryota; Metazoa; Arthropoda; Insecta; Diptera; Cecidomyiidae
Gene: mRpS34
Exons: 2
Coding region: 103-723 (206 amino acids)
Biological process (GO): mitochondrial translation
Cellular component (GO): mitochondrion; mitochondrial small ribosomal subunit
Molecular function (GO): structural constituent of ribosome
Source: RefSeq, a predicted model, not a curated record